Molecule: messenger RNA, 1515 nt
Organism: Oncorhynchus mykiss (rainbow trout)
Lineage: Eukaryota; Metazoa; Chordata; Actinopteri; Salmoniformes; Salmonidae
Gene: fhl5
Product: four and a half LIM domains 5
Cellular component (GO): Z disc; nucleus
Molecular function (GO): transcription coregulator activity
Source: RefSeq, a predicted model, not a curated record
UCAAUGAUGUGCCCACUUAAUCCUGGUUUACCCUUCUCCAUCCCCACGCCUGGUCCUCACUCUGCAGCCCUCAAUUCAGUCUCUCCUUGGAACCAACAUAAUCAGAGGUAAAGAGCAAGCAUGUCUACAGAGCGGUUUGACUGCCAUUACUGCAAGGAGUCCUUGUUGGGAAAUAAAUAUAUUAUGAAGGAGGAUACUCAGUACUGCACUAAGUGCUAUGAGAACUUGUUCUCCAAUUGCUGUGAAGUGUGCUCUCUGCCUAUUGGGUGCAACUGUAAGGAUCUGUCCUAUAAGGAUUGCCACUGGCAUGAGCAGUGCUUCAAGUGUGCCAAAUGCAGCCGCCCUCUGGUAGAAAAGCCAUUUGCAGCUAAGGAUGAACAACUUCUCUGCACAGAGUGUUACUCCCAUGAGUACUCCUCCAAAUGCUCCACCUGCAAGAAAACCAUCAUGCCAGGUUCCCGCAAAAUGGAGUACAAGGGGAACAGCUGGCAUGAGACCUGCUUCCUGUGCCAUCGCUGCCAGCAGCCAAUAGGAACCAAGUCCUUCAUCCCCAAAGACAACGGCUACUUCUGCGUGUCCUGUUUUGAGAAGCAAUUUGCCUAUCAGUGCUGUGCCUGUAAAAAAGCCAUUACGACCGGUGGGGUGACCUACAAUGACAAACCCUGGCACCGUGAGUGUUUCCUGUGCAUCGGCUGUAAGAAGCAGCUAUCAGGACAGCGCUUCACCUCCAGAGAGAACUACCCCUACUGUCUGGACUGCUUUAGCAACCUCUAUGCCAAGAAGUGUGUGGGUUGCACCAAACCCAUCACCAGUCUGGCAGGGGCCAAGUACAUCUCCUUUGAGGAGCGCCAGUGGCACAGCGAGUGUUUCACCUGUAUGCAGUGCUCCGUGUCUCUAGUGGGCCGUGGCUUCCUCACCCAGCGUGACGACAUCCUGUGCACCGACUGCGGCAGAGAGAAGUGACCUCACUGGGGAGAUCGCAACCUUAUGACCUUUUAAUAAUCCAGCACAGGUCACACCACACUCGAACCAUACUACAACACAUUCUGAAACACCACACCAAAACCCUACCCAGCAGGAAGUGACCUCAGCAGAUGGUCACUAUAUUGACCUUUACAUCGUUCUAUUGUUGUUUCAGUGUUGUGACAUUUGUGAGGGGAGGAGCCUUUGAUGUACACCUGUAGCUUCCCCCUUCAAGAGUAGUAAUAGAAUCUUAUGACGAAGUUAAAUGUAUGAUUUACAGAAUAAUCUCACUUGUGAUAAUCUAAAUGACAGGGAUGUACUUGACAUCAAUUACAUCAAUUUGACAUCAAUUAAUUUGUCUGCACAUUAGUCUUUGCUGUUUGCAUGUUUUAUGUUUUCAUCAUUAUUAAAAUCAAAGUAAUAGUAGUUUAAAUAAGGUGACAAUCUAAAUUGAGUGGUUCAUUUUUGUUCAAAUCUAAAUUCAGACCUUGAUUUAUGAAUGCAUCUGUGAUGUUAAAUGAAUAGCACCGCUUUGCCUUAAUUAAUAAAAGU